AAAAAAAAAAAAAAAAAAUAAAAAAAAGUGAUUUUUUUUUUUUGUUGUAUUAUUAUAUAUGCAAGAAGGAACGAAAUACACCUUAAACAUAGAUGAUUACGAAGGUUACUUAUUUAUUUUUUAUUUUUUAUUUUUUUUCCCCUUUUAUUUUAUUUCCUUUUUUUUUAUAAGAACUUUUUUUUUCAUAUAUAGUUUCUAUAAUUUUAAGAGUUUUUUUCUUUUAUUAUUAUUAUUAUUAUUAUUAUUAGCGGUUUUUUUUUUAUUAUUAUUUUCUUUCUUCAAUUCUAUUCUUUUUCCUUUUUCUUCUUUUUUAAUUUGUGUAAAUAUUAUAUAUAUAUAUUAAAAAAAAUUAUUAUUAUUAUUAUUAAUAAAUAAAAAACAAAAAAAAAAUCAUCAUUUC
Rhizophagus irregularis DAOM 181602=DAOM 197198 is the source of this 400-nucleotide messenger RNA. NCBI's taxonomy places the organism in Eukaryota, Fungi, Glomeromycota, Glomeromycetes, Glomerales, Glomeraceae. The record is from RefSeq and is a predicted model, not a curated record.